Messenger RNA from Geodia barretti, 1644 nucleotides. The record is from the annotation of a GenBank genome assembly. Lineage: Eukaryota; Metazoa; Porifera; Demospongiae; Tetractinellida; Geodiidae.
AUGGAAGUCAAGCACAACGACUGCUUCAGCGUCAACCUGAUUAAGUACUUUGGGCUUCCCGCUGUUUCGCGGCAAGUCCAUCAAGCGUGGGAUUUUGUGAAUCUUUAUUCCACAACGCGCGGCUGCAAUCGUUUCAAAGCGAUCCUCCUUGUCUGUGACCUUCUUCGGGAGAUGCCGAAAGUUCAAAAGGCUGGUGUUUCGGUCCCCGAUUUUCCGUAUCUUAGGGAAUGGUCAGAAACGGAAACCAAACUCGGUAAUCCCACGCUUGAGGCAGUGAUUGAGAAUACAACAGGAGCGCAGCGGGAGGAGUUGAGCCAAGUGUUUAAGUGGAGCCUUGCUGUGAACGAGACUAUUGCUGAGAUUGUCCACAAUCUGCCGCCUUUCUCCGGCGUCCGUGAGACGCUGCAAAGCCUACAGGACCGCGCUGAUGCGAUUGUGGUUUCAGCGACCCCCAACGAGGCACUCAGACGGGAAUGGACUGAACACAACAUCGACCAAUAUGUCGCGGUGAUUGCAGGACAGGAGAUGGGAUCCAAAACGGAGCAUCUCACGUUGACAGCAAAAGGGAAGUAUCCAUCGGAUCAUAUCCUAAUGAUUGGCGACGCUCCCGGCGAUUUGAAAGCCGCUCGGGACGUCGGUGCGCUGUUUUUCCCGUCAAUCCUGGAUACGAGGAGGAAUCGUGGGAACGUCUCGUGGAUGUGGGAAUGGAUAAGUUCUUCAACAACGAAUGAAGAAUUGAAUCAAAUCAUCCGGGAUGCUGCGGGUGAGGAAGAUACCGUCGUAUUUGCAAAUUCAGAGGAAGAGUAUGUCAGGGAAGCUGCGGACGCAGAAAUCCUUUUUGGUGGAUGUAGUGAGGAACUGUUCAAACAGAUGUCGAAUCUGAAAUGGAUUCAGUCCUCUAGCGCAGGGAUGGACAGUACGCUGUAUCCUGCCCUCGUAAAUAGUGAUGUUAUUUUGACAAAUGCUGCGGGGUUGUAUGGCUCUCACGUCGCGGAUCAAGGUUUCGCCCUGCUGCUUGCUAUCGCAAGGGGUAUAGACCAAUUCACCCGUAAUCGGGAUCAGCGUAAAUGGAGCGGUGGGAGACCCAUGAUCGAGAUUGGCGGCUUCACGAUUGGUAUCGUUGGCAUGGGCGGGAUUGGUCAACACAUGGCAAGGCGCGCCAAAGGCUUUGAGAUGUACGUUAUCUCUGUUGAUGCCUACCGCACAGAUAAGCCGGAUGUGGUUGAUGAACUGAUGCCAAUUGAUCAACUACCUGACCUCAUGAGUCGCGCAGAUGUGGUGAUGAUUGCAUGUCCGCUCACAGAUGAGACGCGGGGCUUAAUCAAUGCUGAAAAUCUCGCAUUAAUGAAGCCGACUGCCUAUUUCAUCAAUGUUGCUCGCGGCCCAAUUGUUGACGAACCAGCCCUCAUUGAAACUCUGAAACAGAGAAAAAUUGCUGCCGCAGGGUUGGAUGUCACCGAAAUUGAACCGCUCCCGCAGGAUAGCCCUUUGUGGGAUAUGGACAACGUGAUCCUCACGCCGCACGCUGCUGGGGGUUCACAGCAUCGCCCACGCCGUACUAUCGAAUUUUUCUGCGAUAAUAUCCGGCGAUAUAAAGCGGGCGAGCCACUACAGAAUGUGGUUAGAAAAACGCUUGGAUUUUAG